Cololabis saira (Pacific saury) is the source of this 2786-nucleotide messenger RNA. Its product is annotated as cryptochrome-1-like. Gene Ontology annotation, cellular component: cytoplasm; nucleus. The coding region runs from base 291 to 2156 and encodes 621 amino acids. The record is from RefSeq and is a predicted model, not a curated record. Gene Ontology annotation, biological process: entrainment of circadian clock by photoperiod; negative regulation of DNA-templated transcription; circadian regulation of gene expression. Lineage: Eukaryota; Metazoa; Chordata; Actinopteri; Beloniformes; Belonidae. The transcript has 14 exons. Gene Ontology annotation, molecular function: FAD binding; DNA binding.
GUGCCCAAAUGGUUCAGCAACCAACUAUUUUUACAUUUUUCGACACAAUGGAAAAGGUUUUAUUAGAGCAAGGUUAAUUUUAAAAUUGGAAUUAAACGCUGAAUACAAAGACUUCCUUUUUUGGAUUCACCGUGGUCUUGUUUUCGUCUUUUGCUUGGACAUCAUUUUAUGUAACAGAACUUUCACUGUCUGGAGUCUGGACUGACAUUCUUUUGAGCACUGAAAGGACGUUUUGUGCCACGCCCCCCCGCCCAAAACAAAAAGGAAUAACGAGCUCGUCCAGUUGAGUAAUGGUCAUUAAUACCAUCCACUGGUUCAGGAAGGGCUUGCGGCUCCACGACAACCCGUCGCUGAAGGAGGCGCUGCAGGGAGCGGACAGCGUCCGCUGCGUGUACAUCCUUGACCCCUGGUUCGCCGGCUCCUCCAACGUGGGCAUCAACAGGUGGAGGUUCCUCCUGCAGAGUCUUGAGGACUUGGAUUCCAGUCUCCGCAAGCUCAACUCUCGUCUGUUUGUGAUCCGAGGUCAACCCACUGAUGUCUUUCCCAGACUUUUCAAGGAAUGGAACAUUACUCGUCUGUCUUAUGAAUAUGACUCUGAGCCCUUCGGGAAGGAGCGGGACGCUGCCAUCAAGAAGCUGGCCUCUGAGGCCGGAGUGGAGGUGACGGUUCGCGUCUCACACACACUCUAUGACCUGGACAAGAUCAUAGAGUUGAAUGGAGGUCAGUCGCCCCUCACCUACAAGCGGUUCCAGACUCUCAUCAGCCGUAUGGACCCAGUGGAGUUGCCUGCGGAGUCCAUUACAGCUGAAAUCAUGGGGAAAUGCGCCACACCGCUGUCUGAGGACCAUGACGACAAGUUCGGGGUUCCCACCCUGGAAGAACUUGGAUUUGACACCGAGGGUUUGUCCUCGGCCGUGUGGCCAGGAGGAGAGUCGGAGGCUCUCACCCGACUGGAGAGGCAUUUGGAGAGGAAGGCGUGGGUGGCCAACUUUGAGCGUCCCAGAAUGAACGCCAACUCGCUACUCGCCAGCCCGACGGGCCUCAGCCCGUACCUGCGCUUCGGCUGCCUCUCCUGCCGCCUCUUCUACUUCAAACUCACCGACCUCUACAAGAAGGUGAAGAAGAACAGCUCCCCUCCCCUCUCGCUCUACGGUCAGCUGCUGUGGCGAGAGUUCUUCUACACGGCGGCCACCAACAACCCCUGCUUCGACAAGAUGGAGAGCAACCCCAUCUGUGUCCAGAUCCCCUGGGACCGCAACGCCGAGGCGCUGGCCAAGUGGGCCGAGGGCCGGACCGGCUUCCCGUGGAUAGACGCCAUCAUGACCCAGCUGAGGCAGGAAGGCUGGAUUCACCACCUGGCCAGACACGCCGUGGCCUGCUACCUCACACGGGGAGACCUGUGGAUCAGCUGGGAGGAGGGCAUGAAGGUGUUCGAGGAGCUGUUGCUGGACGCAGACUGGAGCGUGAACGCCGGCAGCUGGAUGUGGCUCUCCUGCAGCUCUUUUUUCCAGCAGUUCUUCCACUGCUACUGCCCCGUGGGCUUCGGCCGACGCACCGACCCCAAUGGAGAUUACAUACGGCGCUACCUGCCCGUUCUGAGAGGAUUUCCAGCCAAGUAUAUUUAUGACCCCUGGAACGCUCCGGAGGCCGUGCAGAAGGCAGCUAAAUGUAUUAUCGGCGUGCAUUAUCCCAAGCCCAUGGUGAACCACGCGGAGGCGAGCCGCAUCAACAUCGAGCGAAUGAAGCAGAUCUACCAGCAGCUCUCCUGUUACAGAGGCCUCGGGCUUUUGGCCUCAGUUCCAUCCAACUCCAACGGUAACGGGAACACCGAGACAUCCAGGGAUGGGAUGGGAUUCCCCAGCGAGGCUCCAGCUCCACCUGCCCGUCAGAUGCCGGUUCACAGUCAGGCAGACUGGCAGAAUGGUGUCAUGAUCUACCUGCAGAACGACCCACAGACCAGCGUCAGCACACACCAGCAGAGUUACACAACCAGCAGCAAUAUGUUGUGUUACACUCAGGCCGCCCAGCAGCUCACAGCCUCUGCAGCUCUGAAAGGACCUGAAACCCAUCCAGCCAUUCAGACCGGAGGCAAACGUCACUGUGAAGACUUUGGGACCAGCAGAGGAUCGAAGAUGCAACGACAAAGCAAUCACUAAACGAAGUCGGUUCAACAUGUCGUGUUGUCGCCUCACAGGGGUUCCUGCAGACUCGCCGGUCGUCGGUCACCUCACAGCCAAAACAAAAGACACUAAGACUGAAAGUUUUGCUGCAGCAUCACAGAGUUGCACGAAGACACCUUCAGGAUCCCAAACCCUUCCUUCGAUCCAUUCUCACAGUAAACGGCCUGCAGGUUUUCCUGAGGACACUCGCUCCGUGCCGACAGGACCGGAGAGGCUCUCGCACUGCUGUACCAGUCGUCCCUCUGUACAUAAUCCAUAUGCAGCUCUAAUACAACUUGUACAUUUUUGGAUAUUGUAUGUGUUUUCUCUCUUUUUGUGUAGACCCAUGAAUAUAUUUUUGAUAUGAGAACUCGUUACGGGCGGAUGAUUUUUGAAAAAAAAAACAAAAUUAAAAAAAAAAAGAAAAAAAGAAGCAUCCGUCCAUAAUUUUUAAAGAAAUGGUGAGAAAUCUUCACUGCUCUUGUGACAACGUGUCCUGUCUUUCUCUCGAGUUGUUAUAUUUGAGCCGUCCGGUGUACAUAGAAAGGUUUCUAAUGUUUCACUUCUCAUUUCCUUGCUCCAUUACGUAAGGACUCGUUCUGUACCAGUAUAGAGGUUUAUAACGCU